This is a messenger RNA of Apaloderma vittatum (bar-tailed trogon), 1676 nucleotides long. It is a transcript of the gene SLC6A15, whose product is annotated as solute carrier family 6 (neutral amino acid transporter), member 15. The transcript is spliced from 8 exons. Gene Ontology annotation, molecular function: proline:sodium symporter activity. NCBI's taxonomy places the organism in Eukaryota, Metazoa, Chordata, Aves, Trogoniformes, Trogonidae. The annotation marks the transcript as partial. Gene Ontology annotation, biological process: L-leucine transport; sodium ion transmembrane transport. Gene Ontology annotation, cellular component: plasma membrane. The record is from RefSeq and is a predicted model, not a curated record.
UUGUGGAGCCAGAGUGUGAAAAAAGUUCUGCAACCACUUUUUACUGGUACAGAGAAGCGCUGAAUAUUUCCAGCUCUCUGUCAGAGAGCGGAGGUUUAAACUGGAAGAUGACUAUCUGCUUGCUGGCUGCCUGGGUCAUGGUAUGCCUAGCCAUGAUCAAAGGCAUUCAGUCUUCAGGCAAGAUCAUGUAUUUUAGUUCCCUUUUUCCUUAUGUGGUCCUUUUAUGCUUUCUGAUCAGAGGACUGCUCCUUAAUGGGUCAGUGGAUGGAAUUCGUCACAUGUUCACACCUAAGCUUGAAAUAAUGCUGGAGCCCAAGGUCUGGAGAGAAGCUGCUACUCAGGUGUUCUUUGCCUUAGGGCUUGGAUUUGGUGGAGUCAUUGCCUUUUCAAGCUACAACAAGAGAGACAACAACUGCCAUUUUGAUGCUGUACUGGUGUCCUUCAUCAAUUUUUUCACUUCUGUGCUGGCAACUUUGGUGGUGUUUGCAGUUCUGGGCUUCAAAGCUAAUAUCAUAAAUGAAAAAUGUGUUAUCCAAAAUUCAGAGAAGAUUUUAAAACUUUUGAAAGUAGGCAAUUUGAGCCAGGAUAUGAUCCCACAUCAUAUCAAUUUCUCAAGCAUUACAGCAGAAGAUUACAAUUUAGUUUAUGACAUUAUUCAGAAAGUUAAAGAAGAAGAGUUUGAUUCUCUUGGUCUGAAAUCUUGUCAAAUUGAAGAUGAACUUAAUAAGGCAGUUCAAGGAACUGGUUUAGCUUUUAUUGCCUUUACAGAAGCAAUGACUCACUUCCCUGCUUCUCCCUUCUGGUCAGUCAUGUUCUUCCUCAUGUUGGUAAAUUUGGGACUUGGAAGUAUGUUUGGAACCAUUGAAGGCAUCAUCACACCCAUUGUUGACACCUUCAAAGUCAGGAAAGAAAUUCUUACUGUCAUCUGCUGCUUAGUAGCAUUUUUUAUUGGCCUGAUCUUUGUGCAGCGCUCUGGAAACUACUUUGUGACGAUGUUUGAUGACUACUCAGCUACACUGCCCCUGCUUAUUGUGGUCAUUUUGGAGAAUAUUGCAGUCACACGGAUUUAUGGAAUAGACAAAUUUAUGGAGGAUCUGAAAGAUAUGCUUGGGUUUUCUCCAAGCCAGUAUUAUUACUACAUGUGGAAGUAUGUUUCACCUUUAGUACUGUUAUGUUUGCUGGUAGCUAGCAUUGUCCAAAUGGGAUUAAGUCCUCCUGGCUACAAUGCUUGGAUUGAAGAUACGGCCACGGAAGAGUUCCAGAGCUAUCCAACAUGGGGAAUGAUUGUCUGCAUAUCUCUGAUGGUGUUAGCCUUCCUGCCAGUCCCAAUAGUCUUCGUGGUGCGCCGUUGCAACCUUAUCGAUGACAGCUCUGGUAGCUUAGCAUCUGUAUCCUACAAAAGAGGCCGGAUAAUAAAGGAGCCUGUUAAUCUGGAGGGAGAUAAUACAAGUCUGAUUCAUGGGAAGAGUCCAAGUGAAGUGCCCUCUCCCAAUUUUGGCAAAAACAUAUAUAGAAAACAGACUGGAUCACCAACUCUGGACACUGCUCCAAAUGGACGUUAUGGUAUUGGGUACCUGAUGGCAGAUAUGCCUGAUAUGCCGGAGUCUGAUUUGUAACUGCAGGAAAAAAAAGUUGUUUCUUUCUCCUCGCUCACUGAUCACAGCUCUCCUACGAGA